GCAGACAAAAUGGCGGCGGGCGAAAGCGAUGGAGAGGAAGAGGGAGAUUUUGUCACUUUUGGGACCCCUCUGGAGCCCUUGGAGGAAGGCGAACGAAUUAAGAAACCAGUCCCUCUGCAAGAACAAACUGUCAGAGAUGAAAAGGGACGGUACAAACGUUUCCACGGAGCGUUUAGCGGUGGUUUCUCUGCCGGCUAUUUCAACACUGUGGGUUCGAAAGAAGGAUGGGCACCAUCAACCUUUGUAUCGUCACGUCAAAAGAGAGCAGAAAAAACAGUCCUGGGGCCAGAAGAUUUUAUGGACGAAGAGGAUCUUAGUGAACAUGGGAUAGCACCAAAGGAAAUUGCAGUUACAGAUGAAUAUGCUUCCAAGAGUAAGGAUCGAAUAAAAGAGAAAGCCAGACAAAUUGCAGGAGUUGUUGGUCCCAUUCCUGGAGCUGCUGUAUUGGAUGAAUUUAUAGCACCUCCCAAAAUAACCGUUGGUGUUGACUUGUUGCGAAAAAUGGGAUGGAAAGAAGGACAAGGUGUUGGACCUCGCGUAAAGAGAAAACCAUACAAGCAAAACCCUGUUGCAGAGUCUGACGUGAAAAUAUAUGGCUGUGCUUUGCCUCCAGGAUCUGAAGAAACAGAGGAGGAAGAGGAUGAAUAUCAGCCAGAAAAUGUGACAUUUGCUCCCAAAGAUAUAAUGCCUGUAGACCUGACCCCUAAAGAGAAUGUUCAUGGACUUGGCUAUAAAGGCCUGGAUCCAACCAAAGCCUUAUUUGGAGUUUCAGAAGAACACCUACACCUUUUUAGUCCUAGUUCUGAAAAUUCAACUCUACUUGGUGAUCUCCGGCAGAGCAAAGGACGGAAGCUUGGUAUUUUGGGGCAGGCUUUUGGUGUAGGAGCUUUGGAAGAAGAAGAUGAUGACAUUUAUGCUACUGAAUCACUUUGUAAAUAUGACACUGUUCUGAAAGAUGAGGAGCCUGGUGAUGAGUUAUGUGGGUGGACAGCACCUAAGCAGCAUAAAAGCAAGCAAGAAAUAGAGAGAGAGCUGAAAUAUAUUGGAAAAAUUUUGGAAGGUUUCUCAGUGGCAUCUAAAUCAAUUGCUUCUCCAAAGAUUUAUCCUCCUCCUGACUUGCCAAGGGAUUACAGACCAGUCCAUUACUUUCGACCAGUGAUAAAAGCUAGUAGUGAAAACUCACACUUAGUGCAGGCGUUAGCAGAAUCCACUGGGAAGCUUGAGUGUGAUACAGCACUACAAGGCAGACACCAAAGGACUGCUUCUCAGAGGAGGGAAUUGCUGGGCGAGACUAGUCUUAAAGGUCCAACAACUUCUGUUCUAGAGUAUUUGUCAGAUAAAGACAAAGAAAGAAUCCAAGAAGUGAAACAAGCAUCAGAACAUCAAAUGAAAACUCCAGCAGUGCCCCCAAAAUUCUUGCAUAACAGACCCCAGGCAUCUGCUUUACAUGAUACUCCACCAAAGUGGCAGCUAGUGCUGGGAACGCAGCUACCCUCAACUGGUUCUAAUGAUUUCAGACCAUUUGCAAAAGAUCCAGAAAAGCAAAAGAGAUAUGAAAAUUACACAACAAAUCUCAAACAUGGAACAAAAGUGGAAGUGCUAGAAAGCUGUUUAGAUCCUAAUAUGACAGAAUGGGAGCGUAGGAGAGAACAAGAAGAAUUUGCUCGUGCUGCGAUGCUGUACAAACCUUCUAGCUCUGUCCUGUCUUCAAGGUUUACUUCUGCAAAGCAUGAAGAUGACACUGAUAAAGUAGAAGUUCCUCGAGAUCAAGAGACUGAUGUUGAUGACAAAAAGGCAGCUGCAAAUAUGAAAAUGUUUGGCAAGCUCACAAGAGAGACAUUUGAGUGGCACCCAGAUAAACUACUGUGCAAAAGGUUUAAUGUUCCUGAUCCCUAUUCAGAGUCAUGUAUAGUUGGAUUACCCAAAGUGAAACGUGACAAGUAUUCUGUGUUCAAUUUCUUGACGGUAUCAGAGUCCACAUCAGUAACACUGAACCAGCCCACUGCAAAAGGAGUGCAACAGAAUAGUAUUCAAAACAAGCCAAAGAAGCCAUCAAGAUGGGAUGUGUCUGAUAAAGAGAAGAAGAAGAAAGAUGCUAUUAGUGAGUUUAUAAAUUUAGCUCAAUCAAAGGUUAAUAUCCAGGAGCACCCGGCGACACCAACUGAAUUGAAGGAUAAAAAAAAGACUGAUGAACAUUUUGCCAACAAGACAGUAAAUGAUGGUACGAGUCAGAAUGAAGAAGUAGCAGAAGAAGAAAGCAGGCCAUCUAUGGAUUUGUUUAAAGCCAUCUUUGCCAGCUCCUCAGAUGAACAGUCAUCUUCAUCAGAAGAAGAAAGUGAUGGUGAAGAGCAAACAGCAACAGUGACAGAACCAGUUUCUGAAAAUACGAAGUAUCAUUCUCCUUUACCUUUUAGUCAAGAAAGCAAAGCUGUCACACCUGAAUCUUCUGUUACUGUAACUCCUCCCUCAAUGAAAGUAGUGGAUCAAGGAGAAGAAUUUGGACCAAAAUUGCCUCCAGUUGUUCCUUCUGACAUUCCUUUGAAACAUGAGCAAAUACAGCUUGCAAGUUCUCCUGAAGCCACUAAGAAGCCUAAAAAGAGCAAAGAAAAACAUAAGACUAAAAGAGAACACAAACACAAAAAAGAAAAGAAAAAGAAACACAAGAAAUCCAAACACAAGAGCAAACAUAAGAAUAAGAAAUCCAAACAGAACAGUGGCUCGGACACUGCUGAUAGCAGUGAUAGCAACUGUGAGGAAGAAACUGCAGAUAUACCACCGCAAGAAUUUUUAAAAAGGCUGAAAAGUCUUCCAUUUGUAAAGCGGUAGUUUGGAUCCCUGUUUUAUCUUUUGCUUUGAAAACAGAUCUCCUCUAUGAUGGAAGAUCAGCAGUGUAAAGCUUAUUUUGACGUCCUGUAUAUAUUGUAUUUAUCUUGGAUUUGAUAGCAUUAAAAAUAUAUAUGCUGAUCUAUGUGUUUUCCGUUAAAAAUCAGAUUAAGUGUGAAAUGCUGGAAAAGAUUCUUCGAUUUUAAAUAUUGUAAUAUUAAAAUUGAUCAUGACAAUUCUGCAUUUUAAUGAAAACCAGCAUGAGAAAAUUUUAAUAAAUUAAUUUUACCAAUCUUA
Sceloporus undulatus (fence lizard) is the source of this 3120-nucleotide messenger RNA. RefSeq names its product G-patch domain containing 1 (gene GPATCH1). Gene Ontology annotation, molecular function: RNA binding. The record is from RefSeq and is a predicted model, not a curated record. Gene Ontology annotation, biological process: mRNA processing. The coding region runs from base 10 to 2826 and encodes 938 amino acids. Lineage: Eukaryota; Metazoa; Chordata; Lepidosauria; Squamata; Phrynosomatidae. Gene Ontology annotation, cellular component: nucleus. The transcript is spliced from 20 exons.